Messenger RNA from Myxocyprinus asiaticus (Chinese sucker), 3862 nucleotides. RefSeq names its product cAMP-regulated D2 protein. The record is from RefSeq and is a predicted model, not a curated record. Gene Ontology annotation, molecular function: cholinesterase activity. The transcript has 7 exons. NCBI's taxonomy places the organism in Eukaryota, Metazoa, Chordata, Actinopteri, Cypriniformes, Catostomidae. Bases 1202 to 3241 code for a protein of 679 amino acids.
UUGCAUUUGGGGUCUCAGUCAUAAUUCACUUUUAUUGCAUGGAAUAGGUAAUUGUGACAACUGAAAACCUAAACAACUUUUUUAAAGAAAUAAUAAUAACAUUUUAUAAUUUAUAUAAUUAAUAAUUUUCUUUAUUUAUCACACAUUAUACAUUUGCACAUAUAUGGUGAAAUUCUUCUUUUUCACAUAUCCCAGCUAGGCUGGGGUCAGAGUGCAGGGUCAGCCAUGAUACGGCACCCCUGGAGCAGAUAGGGUUAAGGGCCUUGCUCAAGGGCCCAACAGUGGUAUCUUGGCAGUGCUGGGGCUUGAACCCCUGACCUUCUGAUCAGUAACCCAGAGCCUUAACCGCUGAGCUACCACUGCCCUCUGAGCUACCACUGCCCAUUUUAUGCAUACUACAGCCAAACUAAAAAAAUAAAAUCUACAUUGUUUUUAAAUCUGAACCACUGAAAAGUAUACAUCUUUAAUGCAUUUUGUAAUAACUUCCAGACAAUCAAAAUGAGCAUCACAUCAUUGGCCCACAACCCCUAUAUUCAGAUGUAUCUGCAAAUUCCUUUCACAGCGUCUAUACAAAUCUUAUUAAACUUAAACCUCUGGGGAAAUGAUUAAACAGACAAGCAAAGUGCUUAUAAUGAAAAUCACAAGUCUAGAGUCUAGACUGUCAUGAGCCUGACUGAGCAAGAGGUUCCUCACACACUAAGGUAACUAACCGAAAUCAAACACACACAUACAGUAUACUGUAUACCAUGAUCAAAACAUCUGUUAGGACAGAUUCAACAUGUUUACUGUUGUCAAGUUUUAAUAAUUAAUCCUAUAUGAUUCUGUUGUGAAGAAAUGCACAAAACAUUUGUUUUAAGCUUGAUCUAUGCAUUUGCAACAGAAUCCUGCCCUCUUGUUGCCUGUAAUCUGAUUUGCUUCACAAUGGUGUCCUUGUAAGUGAGUGUGUGUGAGAGAUGGAAAAAAAAUACUUGCGAAUGUAGGCCAAUCUAACUUAUUGAUGUCACGAGAAAUUCAGCGGGAGCACAAGACAGAGUCUGAACUGCUAUUCUCAAUCUGCAGAAUUACAGAUACAGGGCACCAAUAACAUUCCUCAAGCAUCUAUUCAUGGUUUUAGGCAGCUAAAAUCCUUAGGAGUGAGUGGACCUAACUAACUGUGUUCUGAUUGGUUCUGCAGAUCUUCAUCUGGGAUUGUACGGCCAUCAUGGUCUCGUUGGUUACAACAGUGAUCUUGGUUGCACUAAUCUCAAUGCUGACAAUUGCAAGAGGACAAGAAAGGCAAGGCUUCACUGCACGUCGAACUGGAGCCAUUAUGAUCAACUAUAUCCAAAAUGCUAAACAUGAGAGCAUCAAUUUUGACGUGAACAUGGAUGAUGAUUACAGAACAUUAGCUGGACCUGAAUGUAAUGAAAUUGAUUGUGAACAUGAUCAUAUUGUAUAUAAGGAUCCUGAGAUGGAUAUAACUGAGCAUGGUAGUGUACCUGCACAUGUUGAGAUGAACAAAAUGAAAUGUGAUGGUGAAUGCAAACAUAUUCCAUUGGAUAACGAUGCUUCUGAUGGUCUGGAUAAUACAUCUAGAGGAGAUCCUGUGGUCACCACACAUCUGGGUCGAGUUCGUGGCCUGACUUUGGACAAUGCUCAUGUGUUUUAUGGGAUUCCGUAUGCAAAACCUCCUGUAGGGGUUAAACGCUGGGCUCCACCUUCUCCCAUUUCACCUUGGUCGUACACGUAUGAUGCCACAUUUCCUCGUCCCGCAUGUAUGCAGAAGUGUGCUGGAGAGUUCUCUCAGCUGUGUCCUCCAAAGGUGAGUGAAGACUGCCUAUAUCUCAACGUGUUUGUUCCUGUGAGUGUCAACCUGUCAUUGCCAAUAGUAACAGCACUGCCAGUGAUGGUGUGGAUUCAUGGCGGUGACUUCAUCGCCGGCUCCGCCUCUAAACCUCUGUAUGAUGGACGCUUCAUCAGUAACUAUAGCAACACAGUGGUUGUAAACGUAGAGUAUCGUCUAGGUAAGACAAACAGCAUUAUGAUUUUCAUACUCAUGAAUGUGUUUCAUCUGAACAAGCAUGUAGUGUGUAAUAUGUUCUGGUCGAUUUUAGGUGCAUUUGGGUUCUUAGUCACGGGGAAAGAUCCUGAGAGCUCUGCAGUUGGUAAUUAUGGGAUUCUUGACCAGCAGGCAGCCUUGCGCUGGGUUCAGGAAAACAUUGAUGCCUUUGGAGGAGACCCAAAUAAGGUGAGUCUGUUUGGAGAGAGCGCUGGAGCCCAAUCAGUGUGUCUUCAUCUGAUGAUGCAAAGCAGUGAGUCGUUGUUCAGACAUGCAGCAAUACAGAGUUUACCAUUCUCUAUGACACUGAAAACCAGGUGGGAUGCUAUGAAGCUGGGUUGGGAUUUUGCUAAACUAACUAAUUGCUCAGCAUUUGAUCUGGCCUGUCUGCGUUCCCUCAGUGCACAUGAUGUGCUUAACGCCCAGGUUAAAUCAGGUUCUAAGAUCAUCAACCCGUUCCGUUUCCUGGAGGCGUUUGAGACCUGGGGGCCAUUCAUUGAUGGAGAGCUGAUCCAAGAACAGACAAUCAGAGCCUUCCGAAAAGGCCACUGGCAGAGUUACAAGCCCAUUGUCCUAGGUACAACUUCAGAGGAAGGCGUCAUCUUUGUGUACGGGGUUUUCAACCAGUCCGUAUCAAUGUUGGAAUGUGUUGUCUACACCGCUGCCAUUUUUAAGCAGCAUGCAAUCCGAAUUCUGCGGAAAUACUUGCCUUUCUACCGAAACCAGGACAGGCGGGUCAUGCUUUCACAGAUUGUGACAGAUUACGUGUUUCUGUGCCCAACUCGAUGGUCUGCCCGCUCUGGAGUGAGUAUCGGUGGUUCUGUUUGGAUGUAUGUGUUCGACCACGCUCCAUCUGAUCACAACAUAUGGGCGGGGCUACCUUUCUGUUAUAAUCACACCUGCCAUGGGGCAGAGCUUCCCUUUCUUUUUGACUCCGCCCCCAGUACUAACUUCACACUUACACCUCAAGAGACCCUGCUGGCCAAUCGGAUGGCGUGUUACUGGGGAGCAUUCGCACACACAGGGGACCCAAAUUCACGGAGUGAACAGACAACCUUCUGCAGAGAGCAGAGACUCCCUGUUUGGCCACGGUACACGCCCACAGAGGGCUGGCCCCUCCUGAAUCUGACUCUACAGACACACCCACAACAGGGGAACAGGGACCAUUUCUGUGACUUCUGGGACCGUCUCGAUAUCUACUGAGGAGUGGAGAUCCAUGAAAACAUCUUUAUAUCUUAUUUCUAACAACUUUGAUAGACAUAUGCCAUUCCUUAUUCUAAUCAAUAUAUAGGGGCAGACCGGGGCUAGUUGUCACAUGGGGAAGUUGUCAAAAGGGCUAUUUCUCACUAACAGUAAGAUUUGGAGUCAAAAGUCCGAUUGUUCAUUCAAAAGGUUAUGUUGGUUUUACCUAGUUCAAAUCCCUCAAAUAUAUUAUUCAAAUAGAAUUAUUUUUGUGAAUUCUACCCUCCCAACUAAAUUUUCACUAUCAUCAAAUUUUUGUUAUAGGUCUUCAGUAAACAAGCAAACCUAAUCAAACCACACUGUCACAAAUUCAAGAAUCGACUACACUAUGAAGGCAGAUUUUUACUGAAAGGGUUAAAUGUGUUGGGGCAUGUUGUCAUAAAUGUAAUAAUUUUAUACAAUUCAUCUAUUACAAUAUUUGUUGGCCAAAACAAUGUUUUUAUUAUUUUAUACAUUACUUUUUCAACUUUUGUUGUUUCAUGAAUCAUUUUGAGCCUCAUAAUUGUUUUGUUACAUUUUACUGAGAAGCCUACAAUAGGCUGUUUAAUGCAAAGAGAGGCUGAGAUUUUGUUUUGGUGGUUA